Molecule: messenger RNA, 843 nt
Organism: Penicillium atrosanguineum
Lineage: Eukaryota; Fungi; Ascomycota; Eurotiomycetes; Eurotiales; Aspergillaceae
Exons: 5
Coding region: 1-843 (280 amino acids)
Source: RefSeq, a predicted model, not a curated record
AUGGUUUCUGGUUUUAGCCCCCAUAUUAAGACAUCACAGAUCAAAAAAACCACCAAUACUACAGAAGAUGGCUUGAAGCUGUUAUAUGAGGGUGAAAACCCGCAGGUCGAUAUUAUUGCGGUUCAUGGGCUGGGAGGCCACCGCGAGAAGUCAUGGACUACUGAAAGUGGUGUCAGCUGGUUGAAGAAUCUUCUUCCAGUUGAUUUACCUGACAUGAGAGUUCAUACAUGGGGCUAUGCCUCGAUGUACACAGACGAGCCCGAGACUCCGCAAGACACUUCCGAGAGACUAGUGUCCGAGUUGUUCGCGAUGAGGAAAAUGACCGGGAAGCAGACACUUUCCCGUCCGCUCAUUUUCAUCGCCCAUAGUUUCGGGGGGAAUAUUGUCAAAAGCGCUCUCUUGUACUCCUACAACUCAAAUGAGGACCGGACAUUGUGUCUCCGGAACAUCAGCCUCUCAACCCAGGGUGUCAUUUUCAUGGGAACACCUGAGCUAGACUCGAGGUUAACCGGCCUUCAGACCUUCAUGGAAAACAACCCCAGGGUCAAGAGCAAGUCAAGUAAUGCCCAGAGCGAAGCACGCUGGAUGCUAGACACAUUACAAAAUUACUCUACCAUCAGCACCAAGUUCAAAUCCCUCUACGCUUACGAAAGCUUCAACGGCCCACCUCAGGUCACCCAGCCCAUGUCACAACGGCUCACUCCGUCCUUAAUGGUCGAUGCCACGCAUGAGAAUAUGAUCAAGUUCGAGUCAAGUCUCGACGAGAGCUACAUCAAAAUCAAAGAAAGCAUCGACGAAAUUAUCCACUCUGUAAAGGAGAGUGGAUUGAAGGAAAAGACAUGA